This is a messenger RNA of Helianthus annuus (common sunflower), 1437 nucleotides long. RefSeq lists its product as uncharacterized. The transcript is spliced from 2 exons. Lineage: Eukaryota; Viridiplantae; Streptophyta; Magnoliopsida; Asterales; Asteraceae. The record is from RefSeq and is a predicted model, not a curated record. Bases 700 to 1218 code for a protein of 172 amino acids.
CUGAUCUUCGGUCCUGCAUUCACCGGUUGGUUUGGAACGUUUAUAUCAAACCUGAAACGUUUGAGUCCCGCUGGAAUGACCUCCUACAAACAUUUGGGCUUCAAGACCACAGCUGGUUGAACGACAUGUACAACAUCAAACAUCUCUGGGUACCAACCUACUUCAGGGAACUGCUCAUGUGUUGCUUAAUGAAGACCAUUUCCCGCUGCGAAAGCUCUAACGCUGCCUUCAAGGUCAACUCAACAAGCGCAAACACCCUUGUACAAUUUAUGAUGUGCUUUGAAAAUAGGGUAGACAACCAACGAUAUCGUCAACAUGUAUCGGAGUACAAAACCUCAUCCACGAUGUUCACUGGCAAUACUGAUUUAGCGAUAGAACAGCACGCGUUCGCCAUUUACACAAACGUUGUUUUCGCGCAAGUUCAAAAAGAGAUAAUUAAAGGGAAGUUUUUAUGCUACAUCACAAACCAAACCGAGUCCAGCAAUUCCAGUCUUCUGAUAGACGUCACUCAUUUGGAUAAAAGGAACAACAUCACAAACGUCUAUCAGGUUACGUAUAACACUGUAGACCAAUCCGCCAGUUGCUCAUGCAGGAAUUUCACACGUAUCGGUUAUCUGUGUCGCCAUGUCUUUUGCGUCUAUCGAUUGAAAAAUGUUGAAAGGAUUCCACCACAAUACAUAAACGAUAGGUGGCGUCGAGAUGCCCUCCCCAAACAGGUUUUUUUCAAUUUUCAGCCGAUACGGAGUCAACCCACACGCACCGUCCGUUAUGCGGAAUGAAAUCCUCGACCUCGUUACUGAAUGCGUUGAUGUGGCCAGAACCGAUGAGGAUUCGUUGGCAAAAUUGGUUGACCAACUCAGGGAUUUCAAGAUCAAUGUGCUUUCCAAGCAACCAUUGUCUACAAUUCAAAAUGAAUCAAACGAGUGUCAAAUGGAAGAAAUAGUUGGACAGCCAAUCAACAUUCCAGUCGAAGUUGCUAAUCCAGAAGUUGCACGCAAUAAAGGAUGUGGUACUCAUACUCGCAUUUCUGGGCCCGGUGAGAAGGGAAAGGCAAAACCACCAAAACGUCCAAAGCAGCUUCGUUUAUGCAAGCGUUGUGGUCUGUAUGUCGACGACCACGACUCACGCAACUGCCUUAAGGUGGCUGCAAUGAAAGCAGCAAAGGCAGCUGCUGAACAACAAAGGCAGACCGCCACUAGCGACUCACCCUCUGAUUAAAAUCUUUAUUGUCGUUUUCUAGUACUAUGUAAUGGGAGACUCUCUUCAUUUUGGCCUUCUUACAAACAUGUAACAGUCUUUUGACAUCAUCCUGCUCUUCUCUGUUACGUGUGUAAGAAGGUGGAACUAUUUUGAUCCCAUUAACCAUAAUUAGGAUUGUAAGAAACUCUACGGCCUUGGCCACUUUUGUGUUUGUAGCCCUACUUCUUUGGGGACCUC